Messenger RNA from Parasteatoda tepidariorum (common house spider), 1820 nucleotides. RefSeq names its product O-fucosyltransferase 1 (gene O-fut1). The record is from RefSeq and is a predicted model, not a curated record. Lineage: Eukaryota; Metazoa; Arthropoda; Arachnida; Araneae; Theridiidae. Gene Ontology annotation, biological process: Notch signaling pathway; protein O-linked glycosylation via fucose. Gene Ontology annotation, molecular function: peptide-O-fucosyltransferase activity.
AAGUCUGUUUAUUGUAUUAUCAAUCUAUCAAUGCCGGAGCGAAAGUAAUUUGUUUACAUCAGAUACAUUAUCCUGUUUGGUUUAUAUGUUUUUUUUCUCUAGCAAUGAAUUCUUUCAUUCUAGUUUUAUGUUUAAUAUUUUUCAGUGUUAAUAUAAGAAAGAGUGUCGGUGAAAUAGAUCUAAAUGGCUAUGUUCUCUAUUGUCCUUGUAUGGGCCGCUUUGGAAACCAGGCUGAUCAUUUUCUAGGAUCUUUGGCUUUUGCUCAUGCAUUGAAUAGAACACUUGUUCUUCCUCCGUGGGUUGAAUAUAGGACUGGUCAUUCUAGAUCGGUGCAAGUUCCAUUUGACACAUACUUUAAAGUGGAACCUCUUAAAAGCUAUAAUAAUGUUAUGACCAUGGAAGAGUUUUUCAAGAAGUUAGCUCCAACAAUUUGGCCAAAAGGAAAAAGAAAAGUUUUCUGUUAUUCUGCUCGUGGGGAUUCUGAUGGAUGCAAUGCAAAAGAUGGCAAUCCUUUUGGACCAUUUUGGGACACAUUUGAUGUUGACUUUGAUGAAUCUGUAUUUUAUCAGCCUUUACAUUAUGAUGUACAUUUUCAUAAUGUUGCCCAAAAGUGGAAUGAGAAAUUUCCUCCUGAUCAAUAUCCAGUUUUGGCUUUCACGGGAGCUCCUGCCAUAUUCCCUGUUCAAGAAGAGAACAGAGAACUUCAAAAGUAUUUGAUCUGGAGUGAUUUAAUUCUUAGAGAGGCAAAAAGUUUCAUCCAGUCUAUGGAACCUAAAGGACCUUUUAUUGGCAUUCAUCUGAGAAAUGGACCUGAUUGGGUAAGAGCUUGUGAGCAUAUUGAACACAGCCCACUUUUGUUUGCUGCUCCUCAGUGCCUGGGAUACAGAAAUGAGCUUGGGAAAGCUACUCCCGAGUUAUGUUUUCCAACUAAAGACAUAAUUUUGCAACAAUUAAAAAAAGUUGUUAAGGCUCAGAAAGCUCGAUCUGUAUUUGUUGCUUCUGAUAGUGAUCACAUGAUAAAGGAUAUUGAGAAAGCUCUGAAAGUGACAGCUUAUAAACUUCCAGAAUCCAAGCCACAUGUUGAUUUAGCUAUACUUGGACUCUCAAAUCAUUUCAUUGGAAACUGCAUAUCUUCAUUUUCUGCUUUUGUAAAAAGAGAAAGAGAUGUUGAGAAACUGCCAUCUUCUUUUUGGGCUUUUCCUCUUCGACAACAAAAGGAAAAAAAUUCAGAUGAGGCUUCUGCGCAUGACGAAUUUUAAGUUUGGGUCAUUUAAAACUUAAUUUUGUUGAUGAUUUUUCAAAUUGCAAAUUUUUAUCACUUUAUAAGAGAUUUAGAUUAAUUAAAUGUAAUUUCAUUAAUGAUUUUUUUUUAAAAAAAGAAAUUCCUUAUAAGUAAUAAUCUAGUUUUUUAGUAUUUUUGUUGCAUAUUUUGGAUAAAUUUGUAUUUUUAUUGCAUAUUUAAGCUGGCAUGAAUUGGUGAUUUUAUACUUCCAUACAACUGAAUAAUAUGGUUUUUCACCACAUUAUUCAAGAGAAAUAAAUGUACUGUUUUAAGAUGAAAAUUCCUGAUAAGCAUGUCUCUCAGGUGUCACUAUUUCAGGUUGACACAGUUCUCACAACCCUGAAAUAACCUAAUGAUUUUCUUUCAUUUAAGUUAGACUUAGUUUUUAAAGAUGUUUCAAUUGUCCUAAAGUUUACUUAUCCAUUAAAUUCUAAAUUUUAUCAAUCAAUUGUAGGGCAAAAUUAAGAAAUUUUGCUAUUGGUCAAUGACCAGUUGUCCCAUUUUUAACAAUGACUGCUUUUUACUUGAAUAAAAAAUA